AUGACGGACAAACUCCCUGCCAACCUCCUCGCGCUGUUUGCACCCCGUCCGCAGCUCAAGUAUCUCAAACCUAUUGAUCGCGCGCCGGAAGACAUCAAACCGAGUGAUAUCGGUGGCAUUGCGCAAUACCUCGAUGACCUUCAAAGCUAUAGCGAAGAGGUGCCAUAUAAUGCAACUGAAAGUUGGCUUCAACGAAAGGCACGACAGAAGCUCGAGAAAAAGGAACAGCAUGAAAAAUUCCUUAGCCAAGGCUUAGAGAAAUACGAUCCUGCCUCCGACCCGCAAAUAAGAGGCGAUCCUUUCAAGACAUUGUUCGUAUCACGUCUGAGUUAUGACGUGAAAGAAGGUGAUUUGGAAAGAGAAUUCAGCCGAUUUGGCCCCAUUGAGAGGAUCCGAAUUGUAGCAGCACCGCAGAGUGAGAACCCCAAAAAGAAGCAUAGGGGCUACGCCUUUAUCGUCUAUGAACGUGAGAAGGACAUGAAGGGUAAUGAAUUCCUGAGCGCUUAUAACCCCCCCAAUCCAUUUUCCCCCUUCCUAGAGAUCAUGGAAACAGCGGCAUACAAGGAGACAGAUGGUAUUCGUAUCAAGGACCGACGGGUUUUGGUCGACGUUGAACGUGGCCGAACUGUUAAGGGGUGGAAACCAAGACGAUUUGGCGGAGGACUUGGAGGUAGAGGAUACACAAAGGCAAUGCCUUCACGUCCAAUGGGACCUGGUGGGUUUGGUCCUCCUUCUGGUCCAGGCGGCUUCCAAGGGAGUGGCUUCCGCGGCGGAUUUGGAGGUAGAGGUGGAUUUCGUGGUGGGUUCAGAGGCGAUCGUGGAUUUGGAGGACGAGGUGGUGUUGGAUACCAAGGGGGAAGAAGCGGUUUUGGUGGUCCUCCUAACGGAAUCAGUGCUGGACAGCCUCCCCCAAAUGCUCCAUCCGGACCCGGUGGUGCCCGCAGCGGCGGCUUUGGCUCUGAUGACAGGCGUGGAGGUUAUGAAGAUAGAUCCUACCGAGGAGGUUCCAGAUAUGAUCGAGCUGGUGGUGGAGUCACCGGUAGCAAUCGCGAACCCGUAAGAUCUAGGGACACUUAUGAUCGGGACAGCCACAGGGACCGGGACCGAGAUCGAGAUCGUGAACGUGAUCGUGACCGCGACAGACGAGACCGAGACAGCCACCGAGACCGUGACCGUGAUAGGGAUAGGUAUAGCCGCCGUGAUGACGAGCAUUCUAGAAAGAGAUACCACGAUGGGGAUGAAUAUGACGACCCUCGCAGCAAGCGAAGGUAUUAA
Molecule: messenger RNA, 1275 nt
Organism: Ophidiomyces ophidiicola
Lineage: Eukaryota; Fungi; Ascomycota; Eurotiomycetes; Onygenales; Onygenaceae
Exons: 4
Coding region: 1-1275 (424 amino acids)
Biological process (GO): mRNA splicing, via spliceosome
Cellular component (GO): U1 snRNP; precatalytic spliceosome; U2-type prespliceosome
Molecular function (GO): U1 snRNA binding; mRNA binding
Source: RefSeq, a predicted model, not a curated record